GACCACUUUAGUAGUUCGCUGUCCUCGAGAUUCGACAAGCAACGAAAAGCCGACGAGUUCAGACGCAGUACUGAGGAAAGACAACGGCAAACGGCAACACGUCUGGACGAAUUGCGUCGUGAGAACAGUUCGUGA
Molecule: messenger RNA, 135 nt
Organism: Anisakis simplex (herring worm)
Lineage: Eukaryota; Metazoa; Nematoda; Chromadorea; Rhabditida; Anisakidae
Source: the annotation of a GenBank genome assembly